AUGGCAAUUAUUGGUGGUGAAAAAAAGGAUUGGAAUCGAUUUGGUUUUCUUGUUAAAGUAUUUUCUCGUGAGGAAUCAUCAAAUAUUGUCACCAGUUGUACCGGAUCGAUCAUUUCCACUCAGUUGAUAUUGACUUCUUCAUAUUGUUUAUUGAAUGCAACAACCGGAGGAAGGCUAUCCGAAUUCGUAGUUACUGUACAAUCACUGAAACGACCUAAAACAUUACCAGCUGAAGUGGUCGAAAUUGGUGAAACCUGGGGAAUAUUGAAAAUUCCCGAAAUGGCAAUAUCAACACUUUGUCCACCAUUACCAGCACCAAAAAGAGUUGCUCAAUUAAACGUUCGGCCAUCAUUGAUACAGUCAUCGAUCGUAAAUUUUGAUGUGUUGAAGUUGAAAAAGAAGAAAUGUUGGAUGGUUGGAUUUACUACCACCGAUAAUGCAACUGAAUUCAUCAAGCAAGAUCAAAUUCAUUUAAUUAAUAUUCAAUCGAUUAAUCCAGUAAUGGAUAAGCCUAACUAUUUUUGGUCACCUAUUAUUGCUAAUGAGACCGCAUGUUGGGAUGAUGCUGGUGCAGCUCUAUUUUGUUCCACACGAAAUUGGGGACAUACAUUAGUUGGCAUAUUUCAACAUUUAAUAGCUACAAAGAAACCGAUCGAUCCACAGAAAGAAGAUGAAAAAAUGGACAUGACGGAUAGUUGCAGUCGUGCAAUUGAAAUGCGUUUCUCAAAAACAACUAAUCAACAAAAAUUUUUGAAGCAAUCCAGAAGUUUGAUAUUGCCGCAUUUGUUAGCACAUACCAAAAUUGUUUCCGGGAAAUUCCGCACAAUUUAA
This is a messenger RNA of Loa loa (African eye worm), 831 nucleotides long. RefSeq lists its product as hypothetical. NCBI's taxonomy places the organism in Eukaryota, Metazoa, Nematoda, Chromadorea, Rhabditida, Onchocercidae. Gene Ontology annotation, biological process: proteolysis. The transcript is spliced from 6 exons. Bases 1 to 831 code for a protein of 276 amino acids. Gene Ontology annotation, molecular function: serine-type endopeptidase activity. The record is from RefSeq and is a predicted model, not a curated record.